AGGCGUGGAGGGCGCGGAACCUUCGUCACCCGGAGCAGUCCAGGCUCCGGCGCCCUGGCCGCCGGCUUUUGGGUGCAGAGUCUUCGCCGGUGAAUACCGCUUCCGCUCUCCGGGUGUGGCCGCCAGUCGGGUUGCUCUGCUGUGCUCCAUCUCCUUCUCCUAAAGAUGCAUCCUGACUUAUCUCCACACUUGCAUACUGAAGAAUGCAACGUCUUGAUUAACUUGCUUAAGGAAUGUCACAAAAAUCACAGCAUUCUGAAAUUUUUUGGUCAUUGCAAUGAUCUUGAUCGGGAGAUGAGAAAAUGCUUGAAGAAUGAGUACGUGGAAAAGAGGAACAAGAGCAGGGAGCGUGGCAAUGCAAUGCGAAAGAGACUUUUUAAUCCUCCAGAGGAAUCUGAAAAAUAGAUCAUACUUUCAUUGGAUGCCUUGGCUGAGAGAAGACCCAAAGACUCUUGGGUGGUAGUUGAAGGAAUCCCGUUGCAUUUGGUCUUCAGAAUCCUUUGAAAGGAAAGUGACCCAUGAGAAAUCGAGCCUUGGAGAAGUAUGGAAGCCCUGGAUCCAGAAUGUUGGUUGGGCAGAGCUGUUAGUACUCUCUCUCCUCUUCCACUGCACCUGAGACUUCUAACGUGUUUGUUCCCUUUGCCUACGGCCCGUUGACAUUUGAGUAACUUAUCUCCCUCAAUAAAAUCAUUGAUUCUAAUC
This is a messenger RNA of Lipotes vexillifer (Yangtze River dolphin), 702 nucleotides long. It is a transcript of the gene CMC2, whose product is annotated as C-X9-C motif containing 2. Gene Ontology annotation, cellular component: mitochondrion. Lineage: Eukaryota; Metazoa; Chordata; Mammalia; Artiodactyla; Lipotidae. The transcript has 4 exons. The coding region runs from base 166 to 405 and encodes 79 amino acids. The record is from RefSeq and is a predicted model, not a curated record.